Molecule: messenger RNA, 798 nt
Organism: Pieris macdunnoughi
Lineage: Eukaryota; Metazoa; Arthropoda; Insecta; Lepidoptera; Pieridae
Source: the annotation of a GenBank genome assembly
AUGCUGCAGAGCUCAGCCUAUUCGAAAGAGUCUCUAUGUGUCUUAGUUACCUAUCUUGCCAAACAAGGAAUCUAUAGCCUAGGUACUGUGCAAUCUAACAGGCUAGUGAACUGCAAACUGCCGGACAAAAAAACAAUGAUGAAGAAAUCUGUUCCUCGUGGAACUUAUGAAGAGCAGAUGACUGAAUUUGACGGUAUUGAUUUGACAGCAGUUACUUGGAAGGACAAUAAAGUUGUAACUUUUCUAUCUUCAUAUGUUGGAGCUGAACCUGUGGGCCAAGUAGAAAGAUUUGACAAGGCAAAUAAGACUAGAAUUAAAAUUUCAUGCCCACAUAUAAUAAAGGAAUAUAAUGCCCAUAUGGGCGGAGUGGACCUAAUGGAUAGCUUUAUUGGGAGGUACCGAAUUGCAAUGAGAAGCCGAAAGUGGUAUCUUCGUAUCUUUUACCACUUAUUGGACAUGACGGUAAUAAAUUCUUGGCUUGUGUAUAAAAAUUUAAAAACAACUGAAGCCAAUUCAUCAGUUCUAAACCUAUGUAACUAUAGACUGGAACUAGCUGAGGUAUUAGCCAAAGUAAAUAACUCAUUUGAACUCUGCAACAAAAGAGGAAGGCCAAGUACCAGCAACAGUGUUGAAAUGGAAAUACAAGCAAAAAAAAGGAGAGGACCAGCUCAACAUAUUCCUCCUAAGGACAUAAGGACUGAUAAUGUUGGUCACUGGCCUGGUAAUUGUGUUCGCAGCAGAUGCAAAAUGCCUGGUGGAAGGGAUACACGCAAAACAGGUGUGAGAAGUGUGGAGUAG